Trichechus manatus latirostris (Florida manatee) is the source of this 838-nucleotide messenger RNA. RefSeq names its product olfactory receptor 5D13-like. Lineage: Eukaryota; Metazoa; Chordata; Mammalia; Sirenia; Trichechidae. Gene Ontology annotation, cellular component: membrane. Gene Ontology annotation, molecular function: odorant binding; G protein-coupled receptor activity; olfactory receptor activity. Gene Ontology annotation, biological process: sensory perception of smell; G protein-coupled receptor signaling pathway. Bases 1 to 717 code for a protein of 238 amino acids. The record is from RefSeq and is a predicted model, not a curated record. The transcript has a single exon.
AUGUACUUUUUCCUCAGCCACUUGUCCUUUGCUGAUUUUUGUUACUCUUCAGUACUUACACCCAAACUGUUAGAAAACCUGGGUGUGGAAGACAGAACUAUCUCCUUUAGAGGGUGCAUCAAGCAAUUCUUCUUGGCUUGCAUAUUUGUGGUGACAGAGACAUUCAUGUUGGCAGUGAUGGCCUAUGAUCAAUUUGUAGCAGUUUGCAACCCCUUGUUUUAUGCGGUUACAAAGUCCCUAAAGCAUUGUUUCUUGUUGGUGGCUGCCUCAUAUUAUUGGAGUAUAGUGUGUUCCUUGACAGUCACCUACUUUCUGUUGACAUUAUCCUUCUGUGGGACCCAGCUCAUAAGCAACUUUGUCUGUGAGCAUGCUGCCAUUGUUGCUGUGUCCUGCUCUGACCCCUACAUUAGUCAAAAGAUAAUUUUAGUGUCUGCCACAUUCAAUGAAAUAAGCAGCCUGAUGAUCAUUCUUACUUCCUAUGCUUUCAUAUUCAUCACUGUCAUGAAGAUGCCUUCCACUGGAGGACGCCACAAAGCCUUCUCCACCUGCGCCUCCCACCUAACCGCCAUUUACAUCUUCCAUGGAACCAUCCUUUCUCUCUACUGUGUGCCUAACUCCAAGCGCUCAUGGCUCAUGGUCAAGGUGGCCUCUGUGUUUUACACAGUGGUCAUCCCCAUUCCGAACCCCCGAUCUACAGCCUCAGGAAUAAAGAUGUAAAGGAGACAGUCAGGAAGUUAAUCAAUACCAAAUUAUUCUGUUUUAAAAAUCUACAUCUAUAAAUAUUUCAUUUUCUCUUAAUGAGAGUACUGGUGAGAAUUAAUCAACAGUAAGUCAGUAC